Angiostrongylus costaricensis is the source of this 495-nucleotide messenger RNA. NCBI's taxonomy places the organism in Eukaryota, Metazoa, Nematoda, Chromadorea, Rhabditida, Metastrongylidae. The record is from the annotation of a GenBank genome assembly.
AUGUGGCUAAUGGAGGAUAAAAAUGCACUCAGAUUGUACGCCGUUACUCGUCCUUCUAUCGGGCGAUCACCAAAGCUCAUCACAAUGGCAGAAAUUGCAAAGCGAUUUGUGAAGGUUUCACCCACUGACGCAAAAAAGUUGUGGGAAGACCAGUACGCAGGUGCUAAUGAUUCCUGUCAUCAUACGUAUGUUCAUGGAAAGUGCAAAAGCGAAGCGAUGGGAAUUUACUGCGAGGUGGGCCGAAGGACCCGGACCUACUUCGUCCUCUCUGGUUCCGUGUUAUCUGUUUGGCCAGUAGUGGAGGAAGUUAUGUCGGAUCGUGAUCGACGGCCAUCUCGUAUGCAAGUAAUUCGUGUGAGGACAGAGCAAGAUCAGAAGAUCGUCGGUGUGUUGGUGCUUCCUCAUUUCGUGCGCACCCUAGUAGCACGUCUCGAAGAGCAUUGUUCAAGAUGCUUCUUGGAAGCAAAAAAGGAGAAGGAAGCGAGAAAGAAUUAG